UGCUCCUUUCAGUUUUGGUCCGCCUACGUUCCUUGCGGUGCCGCUCAGUUAAAUGCAGUUCAACUCUCACUGGAACAGAUCGACGUGAUUCGUCGACUCGCCGAAAUGAAUGCUCAACACUUAACCCUGGUUACCUCCGUCAAAGGUCUCAUCGAGGCGCAUAGAGAAGGCAAAAUCGCAAGUCUAAUCGGAGUGGAAGGUGGUCACUCCUUGGGGAAUUCCUUGGGUGUUCUCAGGACGUUUUACGGCCUGGGUGCGCGAUAUCUCACACUGACACAUGCGUGCGAUACCUCCUGGGCAGUCUGUUCUGUUGGCGAGACGAACAACACUCAGGACUCCACGCCGGGCCUCAGCGAAUUUGGGAAAGCAGUUGUCAGGGAAUUGAACAGGCUGGGCAUGUUGGUCGAUCUCUCGCACGUCUCGACAAGAACGAUGAGGGCGGCCCUGCAAACGACGAGGGCGCCGGUAAUCUUCUCGCACAGCGCUGCCAGGGCGCUGUGCAAUUCUACCAGAAACGUGCCGGACGACGUGCUCAGAAAUCUGGCUAAGAAUGGCGGAGUGGCAAUGGUCCCUUUUUAUACCUACUUCAUAACAUGCAACAGCACCGCUACUAUAAAAGACGUUAUUGCACACAUCAAUCAUAUUCGAAAGGUGGCGGGAAUCGAUCAUGUUGGGAUCGGAGCGGGUUUCGACGGGAUAAAUUUCACUCCCACGGGUUUAGAAGACGUCUCGAGGUAUCCGCAACUAUUGGCCACGUUGCUGGAGGAUCCUACAUGGACAGAGGAGGACAUCAAGAAACUAGCUGGCCUCAACUUGCUGAGGGUAUUCGCGAAAGUCGAACAGGUUCGUGACGAGUGGCACAGAGCGGCGGUGUUACCUGUGGAGAAGAUCAGUCCACCGGACAACUCGGCCUGCGUCUAUGGCGCGUCUUGAUCCUCUUUGAGGACAAUUGUGCCGGGAUUUCUUGACUUUGCGCGAUCGCCGAAGAUCCUGCGAGUGCCGUAGUAUUACUGGAGCCUGUAAGGACGCGUGCCCCGAAUCGCCAAAGGAUCGUGCCAUAAGAAGACCCUUCGCCGCGGAUAUCUCCAACGGAAAACGAUCGACCAAUCUACACCGAAAGAACUGCCGACUUCUACUUCAGGGACUCCGUCGCGCCUUAACGAGAGACGAAGAUUCAAGCGCGGGAAUGCGACCGGUCCUUCGCGAAUUAAUGGCGUCGAGGAUCCUUCGGAGACACCUUUGGGACGGCAAGUCCGUUCGCCCGCGACAUCAUUCGGUUAAGAUCUCAAAGGAUCUUAACUUAGCGACCGUAAAUUGCGAUCGCGAUUUUUGAAAAAUAAUUAUCCGCUUCUUGUAAACGCCACUUCAUUUUGUAAUAUUGGACGAGAAUUAGUAACCUCAUAAUGUUAAAGAAAGAUUAAUGAUUGCUUUUAACUGAGUACUUUCUUCCGCUAGUAAAAUAUUCAGCAUAAUUUUGCGAUCAUUUGUCAGACGAAUUUCCGUUCAGACAUCAAACUUGAUUUAAUAAUUUCGGCACUUGUUCAUUAUUUGGCAAUUUGCAGCACGAAAAUUAUGUUGAAACAUGUAUCUUGCACAUCGUGCUGUGUCUACAUAAAAUAAAUAAUAAUAAUUUUAAAAAAACGCAAAAAAUAUGAAAGUUUGAAAAUGCGAAUCGCAGCAAAGCUUGCUCUUUAAAUCUUCAGGAAAAAAAAAUUAAAUUCACGAAAAUAUUUGUUAUAAUAAUUAAUAUAAUUAAUAUUAUGCACUUAAUUCAUUUCGCAAAGGCGAUCAGAAAGAUUCUCGAAGAAAUUUUAUUGAAAGAGAUAAAAGGUCUUAUUCUCAGCGCAUGUUUAUUACCAAUUAUGAUCGCCUGAUUCUCAUAUCAUGCUUCCAGCACGUACAACAUGUUCUUCACAUAUUAAAUUAAUUAAAUACAGAACCAGGCAAUCAUAUUUAGCCUUAAAUGUGCAAGAAUAUGAACAGAUUGCAUAUGACAACUAUACAUGAUUAAUCUUGUAAGAUUUCUGACGUUCAAAGUAAAAGCCGAAAUACGAAAUAAUUGGCAUCGAACACACGAUUAUCAUCUCAGGCGUUACAAGUCGUUCUUUAUACUUUCAAUCAGAGAACGAUCCUAAAUGACGUCACUGUCAUACACCAACCAAAGAGAUAAGUCGAACUUUUAUAAUUUUUAGAUAAAUUAACAAUGAUAUACUAUAUUAAAAUAUCUUGCGUCCUAAGAAAUACUUAACUUCGAUUUCAUAUAACGAGAAUCAUAAAAAUUAAUAGGUAAACGCAGUGAUAUUUACAGAAAAAUUUUUU
Pogonomyrmex barbatus (red harvester ant) is the source of this 2319-nucleotide messenger RNA. RefSeq names its product dipeptidase 1. Gene Ontology annotation, biological process: proteolysis. NCBI's taxonomy places the organism in Eukaryota, Metazoa, Arthropoda, Insecta, Hymenoptera, Formicidae. The record is from RefSeq and is a predicted model, not a curated record. Gene Ontology annotation, molecular function: metallodipeptidase activity.